ACCGAGAUUUGGGCAGUGGAUGAGCGAGAAGAAUACAGACGAAAUGGAGGGGAAGGCAGCGAUUGUUCCCUCUUUAUCAGCUGGUCGAGAUCAACCAGGUAAAGUUCAUCGCCAAAAAAUUCUGGUACUGUAGUAGCUUAGUAUGUUACUAAGGCCAUUUAAUAUCAUGACAUAUUUAAUAAUGCAACGAGGGAAGCAAGUCGAAAAAAUUAAACUGAAAAUGCUAGGUUGAUAACAUUUCAUCAUUGUAGGGUACAGCUGUAAAACCGGUAAUUCUUUUUUAUUUUAGACUUUAGAAGGUACCUUAUGUCACAGGUAUGAGUGUAAAAUAAAUUGUUUCAAGUCAUUAGAUUUUAGCACAUAUCGAGCGUGAGUAUGUUGUACAAUGUAACUGCUUGAAAUUUAGGAGUACAUGUAGUGUGUCCAUGGCCCUCUACAUUUCCCUCUUGGGUUUAUGUAACGGUCUUUUUGUUUUAUGGUGAGAUCAUUCCAAUUCAGAUCGUUUCAUUUUAUAGUCAGGUUGUUCCAAAGUUUCAGUGUAAAACUUGAUGUGAAGGGGGCUUUUAUAUUAGCUUCUUGUUGAUGGCCUUGUUUCUGCUCGUGGGCCUUAUGGAAUGCAUUUCCAGCAUUCUGGAGCAAAAAGGAGGGUGUUUGAACAGAACAUAGACAUGAUUAAAUUUGGCUUUUUUAUUCAGCGAUAGCUCAAAAAUGCUCUAUUUUUUGUGUAUUCAUUUUCUUCUUGCCAAUAUCUAUGAACAAGAGAUUCUCUCUUGCUAUGAACCAUUGGGUCAGUUACUGAACCAAAUUCUUGCAAUGAUCUUUCAAUGCUUUUUAAGUAGCAAGGGAACCAAUGAAUAAUGCAAUUGUAAUUCGAUGAAAAGAGGUGUUCAAGGAUUAUUAACUAAAAACAAAGGACAUAUAUAUAUUUACUUGUCUAUUUUGUUUGAUGCUUUUCUUGAGGUUGAAUCAGGUCAAGCAGAGUUCUUUGUGUUUUCCUUGCCACAGACAUGUCGUGAACUCUGCUUGACCUUGCUGUACAUCAAGAGAAUGCGUACAAAUUUACGUAUGUGUACGUAUGUGUUGUGCUGCUUUGGCACCCAGACACCAUGGUUUUGGGCAAAGGUAAGGUUGCUCUGUAGAGUGUUUGGCUUUGAUGAUUGAAUGAUGAAAGCUACUCAGAAUUAAGGCAAGUCUCUUUGGGUUUUCUAGAACAAAACUUUGCCAAUCGAAGGUUUGUGUUCUGCAGAAAAUGUCUCUCAUGUUAUUUGUAAAAACUGGUUAAUUUCCAAAGAAAAGUAGGCGGGGAGUUUACAUGAAAUAGCCAGCAAAUCUUGCUGGCCACCGGCUCUUAUUGAAAACCUGGGGCUUGGAAUGAUCUAACCAUGGAAUAAAGUGACUGGAUACCCCCUCUUGUUGCUUCUCUUAAAUAAAGAGGCUUCAGAGGGUAAAAAUAUAUUGUUCUGACAAGUGUUAUCUGUAGUACCACGCACAUUGGUAAGUUGGGUCAAAAAAGCACUCUUUCACUUUUCUUAAAGACAGGUAGUUUUUGGCUCAGAUGACUAAUACUAUUGAAGCUUUCAACUGACGGCACAAGAAAGAUUUUAUGAUGUACAAGGUUUCCUUUCAGCUUUUGAAGAAGUUGACAUGCUAACUAGAAUAAAAUGUCUGAAAACCCUGAAAUUAUAACCUUAAAUUGAGAUGGUUUUUUUGUGGAAAUGCAGUACCAAGUUUAAAUAAACAAACAUCAGAAAACAUACCAUGGGACAGAUUUUCUGCGAUCAUGAUAUUUACAGAAAACUGUUUUAUUCUUUGUGAUCUUGUGCAAUUUGAGACAUGUCUGAUAUUGUGCACUCUGCAUGGUAAUAUUUUAUCAGACCUGUAUUUGAAAUUUUUGUGUUCUCCUAGCUCCAAGAAAUAAAGGGCAGUGGCGUGGUAAAACUAGAAGAGGGCAGAACUUUGGAAGAUUUGCAAACCAAGAACAUUACAGACAACAAAGAGACUUCUCUGACAGGAAAGAUGUUUACAAUCAACCACAAAGACGUGGUGCCAUGCCCAAUAGAAGACCGCCUUCAAGAGGUUUUUUGCCUACUUCUUCAUGCUCUAGAAAGGUAAUAUUUUUUAUACAGAUACAAUGUAAUGUGGCUAAAAUGUAAUUUAGGCAAAGUUAAAUUUCAAGCCAAUGCGGUCAGCGGUCUCCUGCUCAUGUGUAUGUGAUCUUUGGGGUGACCGCAGGGGCCUUUACUUAUCUUGUGACUCGUGUUGCAUUUCAUGCUGAUCUUUGGGGAUCUGCUAUUAAAGUGAAUCUCUGCGGAUUCUGGCUCCCAGCCCUUCCCUCCCCUUUUUGGGUUUGUGCGUUGGUAAGUAUGGGGUCAGGUGAGUAUUUUCCACUGAAUUCCUUCAGUGUGACGGUGCCAGUUGGUGGCUGCAUGCAGGGGUGGUUCCUGCGUGCAGCAGUGCCAUGGAUACCUCCUGCUAUGCCUGAGGUGAUCAGGCUCCUGUCCAACCUUUAAGGCACCAGUUCCCACGCUCAACUAUUGGCAGUGAGUUUAAACUAAGCUUAUUGUAGAAGGUGACAUUGGUGUUGUGUUUAAUUCAAACUUGAGCUUGUUGUAGCAGAAAUUCUGCAUUAUCGCAGAACUUAGAUCACAUGAUGUUAAGUUUUAUGUGUACAAGUCAAUGUAAUGAAUUUUGAGAAGAGCACAAAACAUCAGCUGGAGAGAGCAUGCCUUGCUUGAGAGGAUCUAUAAUGGGGAGCUAACACCUCUAUCUUUGAGACUCUCGCAAAAAUUUGUCCAGUUUACUGGUCAUUGCUGUCGGCAGAUAAAAAAAUAAUCUCAUCUCUCAUCCUCUGGUGCCUAGUGGGCAAAGUGCAUUGAUGUAAGCUAACAUACCCUGAAGUGAUUGCUAUGGAUUCAGGACUUGAUACCAGGAACCUGAGUACAGCAAUGGUGAAUUGUGGUGUUUGGGAAGAAAUUUCCAUGAAUGUUCCAUCCACUGCAGUAGUCAAAGGAUGAUAAUAAUGAACAAAUUUUGUUUUGGCCAUUUUCAAUCUCUCUUAGCCAGAGGAUGAGGCAGGGCUCUGGUUUAUGGAAUUUGCGUAUGCUGUAAUGUCAACCGAAGUACUGUGUUAUGCUGCUGUUGAAGAUGUCAUUGUUUGAUUACUAGGGUUGUGUAUCUGAUGUGUUAAAAGACAUUUCACUGACCAGUACUGGUUCCAAAAAGUAUGGCACAUCACUCAACCAUCUGUUGAACUUCAAGUAUGCCCCAAGGGAAAAGCCAGUCAUCUACCAUUCAAGAAACAGCUCCAAAAAGUACACCCCAUUCAACAAAGAACAAUUCAUACAAGCCAAGUGAGUGCAAUGUAGUUUCUUUCAAUUAGGUUACCGUAAAAUUCCAAAAAUAAGCCUCUCCAUGUAUAAGCCCCUCCAAAUAUACAAGGCCCCCAAACCAGUAAGGCAAAAAACCCUCCGUUAAAUCGCCCCUCAAAAUAGAAGCCCCCCUGGGGGCUUACACUUGGAAAAUUGCCCUCAAAUACAAAGUAAAACAAAACAAAAAUGGUAAAUUUACAUCCAACUAUAAGGCUAGCCCACUCAAUUUUGAAAUGCAAAUUUCCCUCCGUAGAUAAGCCUCUUCGAAUAUAAGCCCCUGAAAAAGAGCCUUUGAAAAAUAUAAGCCCCAGGGCUUAUUUGCAGAAUUUUACGGUAUUUUGUUACAUGUAAAUCAUUUCACAAUAUGCGUACUGAAUUUCUUUUGUCUUGUCAGCUUUCAGUUUGUAGUUUGUGACUCUGGUGAUUACACAGUUCAUGCCAUGGAUCCUGAUGUACUGGUGGAGUGGGAUUUGAUAGAACAAGUGGUGUGUAUAUGGAAUACAUUACAAAUUGGCAGCGGUGGAACAUGAACUGUCCAUUGUACUUUCAAAAACUAAAUGAAGACGGGUUUCGAUAAAAACUGAAGUAGCCAGCAGAUUUGAAUAGGGUAACCGACUGUAUGAACAGUCCACGUUUUCAAGGGGUGUCUGGGGGCAUGCUUCCUCAGAAAAUUUUAAAAUUGCAAAGCCCUAAUAAGUGAUUUCCAGCGUUUAGGGGACUAAACUGAGUAUAAAAGAGUGAGUUUUCCAUUCAAGAAGAUUUGGGUUUUUGUCAAAUUUUGAUCUAUUAGCCACAGAAUUAAUUCCUGCAAGCAGUGAACAAAUUAUAAUUAUACUAAGUUACAUACAUUUCCGCGUGAACAAAUUAUAUUUUUGUCCAUUACAUUAUUCAAACUAGGUGCUUCUUCUUCGGAGGAAAAAGUAGCCGACUUCUCUGAGCAGUGUAGUCGUCAUGUUUCGUCGGUCGUUAGUGCUUAUUGAAACCCCUGGAAGAGGAGAUUUGAUAGAGAAAUUUACAUCUUCUGAGUGUUAUCAACUAUAUUAAAACAUGGCUGUGUGUUAAGUUCCAAUUUUGGGGGCAAAAAUAGUGAAAAGGAGUUCAUAUUGAACCAGUGAACUGGUCUACAGAACAUUGCUGAAGCUGUACACAAAAUUUGUCUCAUAUUUUGUUCAUUAUUAAUUUUGGCCCCCACAACCCUUGCAUUUGGCUUGAAAUUGUUGAAGCUGAUACACCACUUCUGAGAUUUUUUAUUUGCUUUUUCUCCUAUCCCUAAUAAUUCAUGAUUGUAAAUAAGUAGCAUUAGGAAACAAGUCAUAUUUUUCUCAUCCUGGACAUUGUGUUUUUUUUAGCGAAUCUUCAGCCACGAAGUUCCGUCCUGUCCAAUCUGUUUAUACCCUCCUGUGGCAGGUAUGUUUGGAUAACUAUGGGUAUACACAGUUGCCUACAUCAAGAACAAGUUAGUUUUAUCCUUGACUGAAAUAUCUUGGCAUAAAUCUUAGUUGGAGUACAACUACGUGUACAGUUAUUGUUUGUGACAAUUCAUGUUUGCUGUUUGUUUUGCCGACCAGUAGCUCAGUGAAUUUUGGGAAUUGACGACUUACAGCAUAUUUUGUGGGACAUUUUUUAAUUUUUAUCUUGGAAACCUUUUUUAAAGAGUCUUAUCUCUAUUCUCCUGCUAACAAGUACUGUAGGAAAAUGGUAAUAGUCAAUGGAACUUCUGUAGGAAGAUACGAUUUGAUCAUGGAGUGUUUGAUAGCAUUCAUUUUGUGUUAAACAAAUUUACAUCAAAACAUACUCAUGUCACUAUAAGGUCUACAGAUCAAUGUAUGAGAGAUGGCGGGAAUUGACCAGCAGGCAUCGAUCUAUUAGUCAUUCUCUGUCUGCCCAUGUUCGAUUUCUAGAGUUUCCUAAAUGUACAAUGAAUUGUGAAAAGUUUAAACCCAGGAGUCAUUUCAUAAGAAGGUGGAGCAUGAUUGUCUGGGUGAGGGUAGUUCUGAAUGGGACAGUUGUUGACAGUGACUGAUGUUUCGACAGCCUGUGUGGUAGUCAUCUUUGACUGUGAAGAUAACUACCUCACAGGUUGUCGAACUGUUAGUCGCUGUCAACAACUGUCUCAUUCAGGACUUUGCUCACCGAGAUGAUCAUGCUCAACCUACUCAUGUACAAUAAAUAUAGGCUGGCCCAUUUUAUUAACCCCCCCUCCCCCCAACCCACCCCAUACUUCAUCCUUGCCUCUUAUCCUGACCCAUUGCACUAUGUUCUCUUCCAUUUUCCACUGAAAAAAAAAAGGCCUACACUACAGUCUACCGGUACUCCGUUUGUGGAAAAAUUACAGUAGUCAAAAUAAUGUUACCAAUGUUUUCCACUGAAUAUUGAAAAUCAUGAAUUAUCAUUUUUUUGUAUCUCUAGCGAAAAUAACUCGCUGUGGUCACAUUUAUUGCUGGUCCUGCAUUCUCCAUUACUUAAGUCUGGUAAGUGCAUAUAGCACUUUAUAUAAUGUGUAUAUUUAAUUUGUAGGGAGAUGGGGCAGAAGGAGCUCUCAAUAAUUUUCUCUGAAUUUUUGACAUAAUAUUCAGCUGGCAUGUCUCCGAUCUUACACUUGUGAAUGCAUCAUGAAAUUAAAGAUCGUGAGUUGAGAAAUAACACUGUCUGGGUGAAAGGAACUCAUUGUAAUAAGAAAAUGCUACACUGGACUUCAUGUAAACUGGAUUUACAACUUGUACAUGUCCAUUUAAGCUCUGACAUUGCCUGCCUAAUGCUGUAAACAUCCAUAUUCUAAUUUGCAUUGUUUCAUUUUUACACAGACUGAUAAAUCAUGGCAGAAAUGUCCCAUUUGUUAUGAAGCAGUACAUAAGAAAGAUUUAAAGAGGUAGAGGACAAAGUGACUUUAUUAAUGAUUAUUUUCCCUUGAACCAGUACAUUGAUACCUUGCUACAAGUACCCUGUUUAGCUGCCAGAUUGAGAUGUGAAUAAUGUAGUACCUAUGGGUAUUUUGCUUUUCAAAAGGAAAAAGUCAGUACACAAUUUUGGUCUCUGGUUUGUGUGCAGAAGUAUUCACCACCGUCAAAGUGCUUUUUUCAAGGGAUAAAUUUAACUUGUCAGUAUCUGUCCCAUGGUUGUAAAACUUCAAAACUAUGGUCAAACCUCUUUUCAAUGACCACCUUGGGGAUAGAGGUAUAAUUAAUGAUGCAUUGUAGAGAAAUGACCUCUACGGGGAGUAUACAUAAGAGGUGUAAUGUGACACUAGUUUUUGGGUGGGGAAUGGUUACACCAUUUUUAUUUACAUUAAAAAUUACAGUACUGUGCCCUUUCUCCCCCAAUUGUCACAUUAUGCUCCUACAUUGGUUUCUUAUCUCUAUCCCCAAGGUGACCUUUGUAGAGAGGUUUGAUUGUACAUGUUUGACUUUAUCACAUUUAGGAAUUACUAAUCUCUCUUGGCAGUAGUCAAUGAAAGAUGAAGUGUAACAGAAUAAAAUAAAUAUAAAUCUUUGCCUAGAACAUUUAAUGUUCUAGGCAAAGAUCCUUUUUUUCUAAUGUUAUUCUCUCUGAAAUAUUUUAACAACCUUAUGAAUUUAUUAUUAUUAUAAUUUAUUAUUAUUAUUACUGUCUUUUUUUUAUCAGUGUUGUUGCUGUGGAGUCCCAUCCUUACUCAGCAGGAGACACCAUUAGAAUGAGGCUGAUGAAACGAGCAAAAGUAUGAUAAUUUAAUGAUUAGUCAAGGCAAAAAAAUUGCCCUUGUUGCAAAAAAUAAUGGAAACUAAUCCAUUUUGUGCUUUUAAUUCCGUUUAGAAUUCUGUGCUUGUUAUUCCUAAAGCUCAGUGGCAUGAUAGGGAGUUCAGGCCCUUCGAGAUCAAUGGUAUUUCAAUAUAAUAUUAAGUUAUAAACUAUUGUUGUGGGUUAAAAUGUGGUUUAUAGUUUGAAAAGUUAUAACUUCUUCUUCCCUCCCCCAAAACAACUGAAUCUAAAAGAUCAUAGCACCUUUACAGAUAUCUUAAAAGUGGGGCCACUAAGUAUGCGUUAAGCAACUACCAUGGGAGUGGCAACAUCAGUCCUAAUAAUUCCAUAGACAAACAGUAACUUUGCAUAAAUUAUGCCUUGCACUGUUGUGUUGUUGUUAGAUUUCAGUAGUAAACUAGUAAAUAAUGAAAGGCUUACAGUCAAACCAGGUCAAGCGUUCCCGUCGCUAACAAACUAAUGAAUUCAUUAAUGGCAAAAUGAUUUCGUUUGUUGAUUCAAUAAUCCAUUCAUAAAAUGAAUGAUCCAACCGUCAAAUUGUACCUCGAUUCAAUAAUCAAAUGUUGAUUUGGUUUAUGAACAAAAUCUACCUGUUCUUUAUUCUUGUCUGUUGUGUUCAAUCGUAUUUGCUUCCCUUUUCCUGCCGUUUACGAUUGCGUUUUUCAUUGCCUUUAAUCAAAACAACAGCUAGAAUAGACAGACCGCAAACGCAAAGAAACUGACAAAGGCUGAGGAUCGAAAUCCACCAAUCACCGCACAUACACUGACCUCAGUUUGACCGUCGUGUUUUCUAAGAGGUCAGGCCUAGGUCUGUUGCACUGAUUAUUGGCAGCAAACUGGCGUACAUGUAACAUUUUGUUUGGGUUUGAACUUCAGAACUCGCCAGCACUCGACUCUCAGAAAAAAAAGAGGAACAAACAAAAUUCUGAGGUCAACUUGUGGAAAGCGUAAUUUUUCAAAAAACAGUAAUCGAAUCAACAUUCGAUUAUGGAAUCGAGGCUAAAUAUGACUAUUGGAUUGUUCAAUUUAUGAAUGGAUUAUUGAAUCAACAAACGAAAUCAUUUUUCCGUGAAUGAAUUCAUUAGUUCGUUAGCGACGGGAACGCUUGACCUGGUUUGACUGUAAUUACAUGUAGCAGAGCUAAUAAUUCUGUGACCCUCUGAGUAUCAAAAAUAAUAAGCAAGCGAAUAUUAACGUUAAAAGCCGACGUUUCGGUAUCAUAUAAUUCUGGGUAGAAACACUAAGGCUACAAAGCCAUAAAAUAGUAUAAAAAUAUUUUUUAAACCCUGCCUCGAAUAGCAUUUUUUUGCUAAUUUGCAGGGCAACUGUAGUGUGAAUAUAAGUUUUUGUCAGUUUAAUGGGAAAUAAUGUAAAUUAUUACUUAAAAAUCCUUGUGAAUGUUCAUCUUCAACUGUCUUCCUACAACUGCUUUGUGGUUAUUUGUUACAUUAUAUCACCUUUUUCAGUGAUUGUUUGCGUGUACUACUACUGUUGUAUUUACUGAUUAUAUAUUAAUGUAAUUAAUAAUUAUUGUUAUUUUAAUCAUUUGAUAUAGAUGAAGAAGAUACACGUUAUGCAAAACUUUUACUGGCAUCACGAGAGGAAGUUCUAAAGCAGGUAUGUUGUCUCAUCAUUUGAAGUGAACCUUGACAACUCUUUUACUCUCAGUGCUUGAAAAUGUUGAAAAGUUAAUAAUAAUUGAAAUUGAGUAACUGAAAUGCUUGAAUUAGCACCCAGCUUCACAUAGAAAGGCUAGAAACACCCCAUCUGGUAGUCUUCAAGUAACUUUUCAUCUUCAUGCUGGGGAAUGUUGUCUUCUAACCAUUCAUAAACAUGGAAAAGGAUGUAAUGGCCAUAGGAAAGACAGAUCUUAGCAGUUCUUGUCCUAAAGAUGGCCUUAUAUUCAAAUUUUCUUUGAGCCCUGAAUAGGCCACCCCUCCCAUCUUUGGGCUGAAGUUCUGAAGAACAAAAUAACUACCCCUCCAUUCAACUUAGGUGAACCCUGGAUAAUUUAAAGUAUUGGAACAUUUAAAGAUUCAAAAUGAACUUGGCUUUCAUUUGUUGCAGAAAAAAGAGUGAAUGGUGUUCAAGAUGGUGUAAAUCUAAAGAUCAUUUGAGAUCUUGCUAAAAUGUUAUCUGGCUUUCAAGAUGGUGCCUGAUAACAGUGAGAUCUUCAAUCUCCAUAAUUCUUCAGAUGAUAGUUAAUUAUUGUGUGAAUCUUAUUGCAGAUUAUAGGUCCUGAGGAGACUGCAUUGAGCACUCAAUUAAAGGAAGCCAGGAGUGAACAGGUACAAGCAUUGUGUAGUUCCAGAAAAUAUCCAGACCCCCACCACGGAGGGAAUUUCAUUUAGGACCCCCCCACCUCCCUGGAUUUUCCAUUUUUGCAGGGAACUGAUGACCCCCCACCCCCUCGGAAUUUCCACAAGUGUGACAAAGACCCCCCCAACCCCCCUGGAAAAGUUCAUUUUCACUAAGAAAGACUAUUAAAGUAAAAGAAGCUUGUAUGCUUCUGUUUCCAUCUAUUUGAGUGAUGUCUCGACGCAACAUUAAAACACACUACACCACCACAAAGUAACCUGAUCUGCAAUUUUUGCUCAUCUGUUACUUUAAAUGAAACAGAGAAAGUUAAUAAGUCCGUUAUAUUUGUGAAUUUACCUUAUUAAAAUCAGGGCAAGCUUACGAUUUGUUAUUCGUGUUCAUAGGCGUAAUGUUGAUAGAUUCGUGAAUUAACACCAUUUCGUGCGGGAAUGCAGAACAAGUCGAACUUACGACCACAAAAUUAAUGCAAAACAAAGAGAAGAAUAAAAACUCUGAACUCUAAAAUGAUCGUAACAAUGAAUACCCCCUGCAUCUUGAAGGGAAACCAAGUUCAAUUUACUGUUUUUCGAUCGACUGAUGCGACAUGAUGCUCGAUGGCCGUAUAAAUGUUUGGUGAAAUCGACACCAUUUCAGCGAGGAUUCGAUCAUGAACAUGCCACACCUUCAAGAAAAUGAAAAAGGAGAAUAAAAACUCUUCAUUUUAAAAUGGUUACAAUGUAUAGCUUGUGCUUCGUGAGGCAAAAUUCCCACUCUACUGAUCGAUCGACUGACGCAACGUGGUGAUGUGUUGCACGCGUUGAUAUUUUGAGGGAGACUGGUAACGAGUAAUGGUGGCCGAAUACACGAGCAUGCGAAGCAUGUGAUAAAACAAGUUGUAGUCGGUCUAAUUCCUUUGAAAUUACAUCCAAAACGCUUUUGGAAGAAAGGAAACCUGGUUAAGAUCAAAAGGAACAAUAAUUUCGAGUUAUUUAUGUCCUAAAAAUGAUCUACCAGGUCGGUAACAAGCAAUGUUCGAACUCAGGUCGAAAACGAAAUGAUAUUGACCCCCAGGAAAGUGAUUUUAUGGUCCAACCCCCCUCCCUUCUGGAAUUUCCUGGGCCUCUGACCCCCCACCCCCCUGGAAUUUCCAAUUCCCUCCGUGGUGGGGGUCUGGAUAUUUUCUGGAACUACACAUUAUCCUUUUUGUCAAGGAUUUAGUUGUGUCCUUUUUUUGCAUUUGUUGCCUUUUUUAUAACAACGUUCAGUACUUGUUUGUUUCAAAAAAUUAAACAAAAUUGAGUUUACAUGCCUUAGUUUUAACUUGAGAAUACCUUAGUUUGACCUACAGCAAGUAUGAGGUUAAAAGUCACUUUACUACAAGUAUGGACUUGCUCUCUGAGAUUUGUUUUCAAACCUUAUACUAGUUACUUUAGCCAUGGUAACAGUAAUUAAUAUUAUUUUAGUAAUCAUGUCUUCUAAAACUCCUCAUGUUCAUUCCUUUCUAAUAGUCAGAAGACGUCUGUUAUAUUGAGGUAGCAAUAGAUGCAAUCAAGGUAAGAGUCAAUUUUGAGUAUUUUUUAAAAGAAUUAAUUGUUGCAAACUACCCGUAUCACGUGGGAUUAAAUUCAUGCAUCAGCAAUAGAAUUCAUUGUUUCUUUCUCCUUACUUUUACUAAUAUCCACUAGAAAUGUAUUUAUUUUGCUUCUGCAAAAACUUGUAGCUGCCACCAAAUUGUUCAGUGCUUCUGUGAAAAGCUUAUCAUAGUCCACAUCAUGGCAGGCAUUGAAUUAGUAACUGCUUUUGUUUAACCCGUUAAGUCCCAUUAUCAACAUACAAAUUCUCCAAACUGAUCUCCUUACAUUUCCUUUAAGAAUUAGUUGAGAGAAUUAAAUAAAAGAUCAAGGUUUGGUGAUCAUUUGUUAAUUCUCAUAACUUUAUCUCUUGACAAUGUGUGGAUAUCGUUAGGAGAAAAUUGAUGUUGGUCACUAUUAGGACUUAAAGGCUUAAGAACAAGCAUGAAGAAUUUCUUCUUUUAUCAGGCACGUAAGGACAGUUUGAGUGAAUCAAAAGAUGUCGAAGAAGAAGUGAGGAGUCUCAUGGAAAGUAAGUCUUUUAUUUUUUCAGAUUUGUCAUAGGAAAGAGUAUCGUAAAAUUAAUAACAAAAAUAACAAAUCCCCUUUAUAUAAUGUAAGCUGUGAAACACAAAUGUAUAAGCUCCAAAAUGAGCCCUGAAAAGCUAUAUUUUGGGAAGAAGACUACCAUCAAAUACAAAAGAGACAGUACCAAAUCAUAACUGCAGAAGAUGUGCUUGAAUGUUAGUUUUCUGUUGCUGGGUGUUCUAUUAACUUUGAGCUACUGUAUAAACUACAGUGAAAAGAUGGAUUGACCAUUUGAACAGUCUAUAAACGGGUUUACAGUGUGUGUGGCCUCUCAUUUUGAGCAAGUUAGCAUGUUUGGAGUGUUUGUGUUGAGACUGAUGAAUAUGUAGAGUAGUCAACUUGCCAAUAUUAUUAUUUGCACAUUGAUAACCUGCUAACCCAAUAAGCAGACCACCCGAUGUCGAACUGUAAUUCAAAAAUGCAUUAAUAAUUCAUAAAGAAAAAAACAAAUGGAAGUAAUGUUUGAUGAGACGGCUAAACUUUACAUCCAAUUUUUCAGACCAAAAUAACCACAAAUCUAAAUAUUAGUGCAAGAAUGAGUUGAUCUAUAUCAGAGAUUUUGAAGCCAUUCAAAAAAAUUGCAGUUGCGUGUUAUCAGGUUCAAAAACUCUCAGCUUCGCCUCAAGUUUUUAAACCUGACAAUACACUCUUGCUUUUUGAUUAAUCUUUACAGUACUUUUUACUCCUUUAGCAGGUUUCUCCAUAGAUUAUAAGCUCUGGGUUUAUUUUACAGUAUAGAUUUAUUUUAAUAAAGAGGAGAUAAAUAUUGACUUGAAAGAUAAUGGAGUAGCACUUAUGAGCCAUGCCAAGUCCUGGCUGUGCAGAUAUUAGAUUUUAGAAUUGUUUGGUUUUUAAUUUACUUGCAUGCAAGUGUACUUUGUGCUUGCUUCCUGGCAUUUCAAUGUAACAUCUGAUAAUGUAUUUUUAUCCCGAUGAAUAUUAUUAUAAUUAGUGCAGGCGACAAGAGGAGCGCACAAUCGUGAUCUUCACGUUGUUAUCAUGCAUUUGUCGCAUGUACAGUGUAUGUAACCAGAAUUUGUUUGGACUUCUGCUAUAAAUGAAUUGAAUGCACAGAACACUAUUUGAUCACGCAUGUUUGGACCUUCUGUCACCUAUCAAGUGAAAUUUAUGCAAAGCACAGCAAUGGAGCAAAAGCGUUUGGACCUUCGCUUGUUGUCACCCACUCUUCGUAACCUUUGGUUACUACUAGUUACUUCUCUUUGGAUAACUCAACUGUGUACUUGUAUACUGGCUUACUGUUCAUUUGAUUUUCUUUGCUAAGGUGUUACUUGUAAUGAAAAUGAUAAUGAAAAAAAUGGCCAUGAAGUAACCAGCUGGAAAGUACUUUCCCCAGAUGCUUUUGAGGUACAGACCUUCAAAAAUAUUAUUAACAUUAAAAUAAUCCUUGUUAUCUCUAUCCUUAAACCCUCUUGCCUUAUUCUAUUUUGGUGUACAUUCAGUGGGAAGCCUUCUUGCAAUAUCUUCUGGUUGUACUGUUCAUGACAUUUCUAUAGUAAAACAGUUAUACUUUAAUUGCAUCUGUAACUGUUUCUGCUCUUGAGCAGAACUUUCUUGUGAUACAGUGAGUGCAUAAUAUGGUAGACACCUCUCUGUUACAGGCAGACAAAUAUGGACAGGAGUCAAUCAAAAUGUGCCAAACUUUUUUAUCCACUGAAUUGGUAAAUACAGCACAAUUUUAUUGUUUUAGAUUUUACAUAUUUUUAUUUGGCAAAUUUACUCCAUAGGGUGUGGGAGACUAUGAAGCAGCAUUCUCUGAUGAAGAAGGUGCGAAGGGUGAAGAUCCAGCUUAUAAAGACUUUGCCUUAGCAUGUGAGUCUAAUGCUUCAGUAUCAGAGGAUACAGCCGCGGUAAUGGAGGAGGAUUCUCAAGACUGCAAUCAGCGCAGUAGCGAGAGUUCUACAGGGGAUUCUGGCUCUGAAUCAGCUUCAAGACCUUUAUCACCUCCUCCAACAUCAACACAGUAUUACUACUUUUAUCAAGGUAAGAUGAAUAUCAGUUUGCUAUUUGUUACUUAAUGUUCACCACAGCACAGAUGAACCAAGGGCCGUGAGGCCACUAUGAUUGUUGCCUCUUGCUGUUUUCAUGGAAAAUAAAGAAGAAAAACAGAGCCAAAAGAAAUCAUAACCUAUUUGAUUUUCUGCCUACUUGUUGUAUUUACCCGGUGGCAGCUGCGAUACCGCAACUUAUCAGUGAUGUCUUAGCUUAUAACAAAAGAAAAGUAAUUCACCUAAUUUGUUAUCAUUGUAGCUGAUGAUGGUCAAAAUAUAUUCCUGAGCUCCUUGAAUGCUCGUUGCUUGAUAAAGGUGAGUAUACUGUGAUUUUUUUUAAAUUCAAUUUUAGCUUCUGUAAGUAGGUUUUUUUUGGCUUGAAAAUGUUUUCUUUGUAUUUCUGUUGAAGUGGAAUACUAUUACUUAUUACUUUUUUUGAACACUUUUUACCUCCAGGAAUAUGGAAGUUUGGAGAACAGCCCAGAAUUCAUCACUGGCCAGAUUCUUGAGAUGGAUGCCUUGUCACAAAGUGAGGUUAGUCAAGAAUUAAAAUCAUGAAAGAAUUCAGGUUCAUGAAAGUUAUCGGGGUGUUUUGUGUUAUUGUACUUGUCGAAUUAUCACUGAAGCAAUGUAGUCAAGUCAAUGUAGUCUUGCACAGAGUAUGAACACAGAGCAAGCCGGCAAACCAUGUGAGCCAUGUGAAAAAAUAAAAAAAUUUGAAAAGAAGUAAUACGAAUGAAGAUCGGAGGGCAAGAGGAAGACCAAAAACUACUUGGAGACGGACAGUCGAGACAGAGUGAAACAAAGCGGGGUGGAAGAGCUGGGAAGUUGCCAAAGCACUUGCACAAGACAGAAAAUGUUGGUCAGUCACUGUAGAUGCCUUAUGCGCCUACUGGUGCGAUAAGAAAUGAUAAUGAUGAUGAAUACGGAAAACAUUAACUAAAAGCUAACUGUUGUAAGUAAGUAUUUAAGCCUAAACAGUGCUUAAGCUUAACCCCUGUUAGCUAAAUGAGCACUUAGCCCUUGUCAGUGAAAGUUAAGAUUGAGUUAUUCUACAAUUUUUCCAGCAGCCAAAAAACGUCAAAUACCCAUAGGGAACUAAGCAGGAAACUGAUUUCUCAUGUAUUUGCAAUUUCAUAAAACUUUAUUAAUUUUUUCCCAUGGCUUGCAGGAGUAACAUGGCUCGCUGGCUUGCACAAUUCUCCUCCCUACUAAAACGACACUUUGUGUCAUUGCGUGACAACGACGGUUUGUGUCAUUGCGUGACAAUAGUGAGUCUACGCAACAGGACGGCAGAAAGAAGAGGACGGCAAAGCGCUCAUGUGUGACAAACGUGAUAGGGCUAUUACUCGUGUGUUUUGUUGUGAUCAUUAUUUAACAUUAUGUUUUCUAGUCUUUUACAAACAUACUCGUUUCAAGAAAAGUGAAGUUGGGCCGAAAGUUUGUUCAAACAAAAUUAUUGUCACGCUUGUCACACAAGGUUUACCGUCUUCUUCCUCUCCCGUCCUGUUGCGUAAGUUCACUAAUUUUGUGUCGUUGCGUGUCAUCGAAAAGAACUAGUACCAUUGUACCGACAAACUAAUUAACUGGUCCCUCCAAAACAGAGUUCACCUGAUGGCAAUUGCUAUUGAUGCGUUAUUUUACACAAUACUUUCUUUCUUGUUGUUUAGGCACUUCGUAAAAAGUAUCGCUAUUUAAGCCACCUUCCUCUGACAUGUGAAUUUGUCAUCUGUGAGCUGGACAUCAAGCCACCCACUUUGUCACGAGAAACACUCAGUUUCUUUAAAGGUAUGUUGUAGCCUUUCAAGGAAAUAAAACUUUAAUCUAAUUUGUGAUUUUUUGCCCGUAGACAGAGGAUCUGUAAGUGAAUCUAAUAUUAACUGGUAAUGCUUUUAUGCUAAAGAAGACAAUGAGACCUCAGUGACUCUUAAUGUAACGUCAAAUUAAAAUUUUUGGAUGUGAUAGUUAUAAGUCCCACUACUAAGUCCUUCUCGCUGACUUUUUUGCUCACAAGCUGAAGGACAGUAACACAACUUGAAAGAACUAAAAAGAAACUACCUUUCUUCCUUGUGAAUUGCAUAUUUUUUCAGUCAUGCACUCUGAUGCAAAUUGUACCAUUUUCAGUGCGGCUUUAAGCACUUGUGACAGACAUUUGUGUUGCAUCUGUCACUAUUAUUUUAACUUUUUGUUUCUUUUUUCAGAGGAAUUACAGCGUCGGAGACAUCAGCGGCAGAAAAAGUUAAGAAUGGAAAAGAGAAGAGAACAGAAGUCUGUCACCACUGCCGCUACUUCAUAUAGUUCUGCUGAUAGAUCUGCCGCCAGUGAGUAUUUAUUUUGUAUGUUCAGUUAAAAACUUCGCGGAAAAAAAAGACCUUAUUUGGUAGCAAACGUUCAGCCUCUUCUAAACAACCAAGCGUUUUCCCUGAACAUCACGUUUUUCUAGCAAAACUUCCGCCUUAUGGGUUUCACUGUGUGACAGAGUCGUAAAGCUACCUUGUGCCAACAAUGUUGGGAGUUGUUGCGUCCGUGUUGGCAGUGGUGUGCAAACGGAUGCAAAAACUCCCAGCAAUGUUGGGACCUGCGGUGCAUCGAAGGAAGGAUACACCCAUAAGACGCAUAAGAUGUAGAGAACAUGUGUAAUGCGCGUGCGUGGUCCCAACAAUGUUUCUGUUUUGCUUCAAGGUAGGUCCAUGGUUCCUGAACCCCUGGAUUUACAACUGGCUAGUGAUUUAGAGUUCCCUGCUCAAGCUGGAGGGCAGUUAGCCUUCUCCCCACCCAGCAACUCUUCACCCAGUCCAUUCAUGCAGUUUGCAGCUUCUUUGGCCAACCAAGGUAAGAGAACUGACAAAAAAUCAUGACCCUAAUCCAGAUAGGCAGCGAAAAUGUCUCCUUCUACGAAAAGCGCGAACUGCCUUUACACAUACAGGCCGCUUUGCAGGUUAGUCGACUUAAAAAUUGACGCACGCAAUAUACAGCUAUUUCGAGAAAGGUUGUCGGAAAAAGUGCACGCGACAAUCCCGAAAGGUAUUGUGGGUAGUUUUGAACACUGCUCUUCAAAGAAAUUUGAAAGAACGCAAGAGAGGCCAUAUACUUAUGUUUGCCAGUACUAAAGAAAGCAACAAAAGUAGGUUCGACAGCUACAGUGUCAGGAACAGUGAUUGUGUAUUGAUCAUAUCCCAUAUUACCUUUUGGGACUUUCGCGUGCACAUUUUUUCCGACAACCUUUCUCGAAAUAGUUGUAAGGUAGGCGAGAAGCUUCGUUGGAGCGAGAAGCUUCCUCUGUCAGGCAGGGUAAGUUCAACUGAUCCUACUAUUCAAACGAAUAUUGUUUUUCGUGUAAGCACAUAAAAGUAAUUCUUCACCCGAAAAACAACCACAGUUUUAUACAUUUACUGUGAACCGAUUUGAUAGCGAUUUAAUUCGUGUCGUUUUUGUUGGUACAAGAGAAGGCGUGGCGUGUAUUCGCACCAAAGUAUGGACUGAUGGUGCUUUAGGGUUACUUCUGUCUUACUGUGUGGUGACAAAGGCCUUGAAAAAAUGGAUUCUUUCCUUGAUUAGUCUUUGUAAAAAGUUUAAGGUCUGUGUGAAUCUCUCUGGUGAAUUCAGCCACUCUAUGUCACUUCUAAAUACCGUCAGUUGAAUCAAAACAUGCUCACCCCAUUACUGUCGAAUUGUCUGCAGAUGACUGCGAUGUGACAGUGACUGAAGCGGAAGGAGCGAGUGCGCAAGACAACUCGGGACCUGGGCCCCCAUCGUUUGCUCAGGUGAGUCUUGAUGGAGUAAACUCCCUUGUCAGUGGAACUCCGCUAUAACGAACCUCGCUAUAACGAAGACCCCGUUAUAACGAAAAACAUCUGAAAGCCUGGCAGAAUUACAAUAAAAUGUGUGGAAACGAACCCCGCUAUAACGAAUAGAUUUUGACGGUCCCAACGCACAAUUUACCUUUACCCCGCUGUAACGAACAUUUUGUCCGGUCGCUCUCAGCAGUCAGUAAAAAAGACAGAUUUGAAUAGAAAUCACAGCUUGCUUUAAUUGAAAGUGUUUUUGAAUUUGAUGUCUUGAUUGUCAGCGCUUUACACACUUACAGUUUACAGUAUCAAAUGAAUAAAAAUAAUGUCUUCUACGUGCAGUAUUAAAUUUUUGGUAAUUGUUCUUUAUUAAAUGACCCCGCUAUAACGAAUAUUUUUGCUGUUAAUUAGAUAAUUCGUCAUAACGAAGACUUCGCUAUAGCGAACAAUUUUUUCGGUACCGUGGCACUUCGUUAUAGCGGGGUUCCACUCUAUAGACGUGUGAUUCUAACUCAGGCAGGCUAACCUCUGAACGAUAGAGUAAAUAUGUCAAGUUUCUGAGGCGGAAACGUAAUAAAUGGGAACGUAAUUUGGUUAAUAUUUGGUUAAUACUGGAAGGAAGUAACUACAGGGGCCAGUUUUAAAAACAGUAUCGUCAGACGCCGUAACGGAAAACGCCUGUUUUGUUAAAAACAAAAAGUAUGACUGGGCUGAAAGUGAGACCAGCUCUUGCGAUUGAAGUCUCGAAGUACUUAAAGAAGAACGAGUAACGUGUUUCAAGCAGCCCAUUUAGGAAGGGUUAUCUGUACCAUACUAGUUUUUCACGCUGUUCUUUUCCCUUUUAGGCACUGAGAUCCAAGAAGGCUAUUGAAACAACUAAACGGGUAGAGAGACCCCAACCCAAAGGUAAGAAUAAAAAUCUAAAAUGGCUUGUUUGACUUACGGCGGCGCACUUGGGCGAUCGAGGCAUAAGGUUUCCAACCAUUCCUUCUCUCCGGGUCGCGUUUUCAUAACUUUGUCCCCUUCUCACCAAACAAACCGCCAGCCACGCAGGCUAAUAAUUACCUUCACCACUUCCAAGUAAACACAGAUUAAGGUAAUCCAGUGAACCGAAGUAAUCCACACUAUGCAAAGUAAGUUUGAUAGCGCUAUCCACAGGAUAAAUCACUGUCCAGUGGACAAGUAUCAGGGAAACCAACUGUGUUAUCCACUGAUAGUUAGCCUGUGUACAGACGCCCCCUCCUCUCAAAGAAAAUCUCUCCCUCCUCCUUUUGAGGGGAGGGUUCGGCUGUACACAGGCUACUAAUUGUAAAUUAUACAGUGGAUACCACUAUUAUAUGCACUUUUUGAACAACUGGGUUCAAGGUAACAUCUGGUUUUUAGCUCUCAAUCUUACUGAUCUCAUUUAGUUAAUCUUACUGAUAAGCAAAUGAGCGAAUUUUUUCUAGUGACAUUUAGCAAUAUUGUGACCCUACUGAGUACAAUAUUGAUGUCCUACUUUACAGUGAUAACGAGGAUACCAGCUUGGGCUGAAGUUGCAGAUGACGAGGACUAUAUACCAGUUCCCACUUUCCAGUCGGCCUUUACUGAAGCCCUGGGUGCAGCAGAUUGGACCAUAAGUAGCGGAACAAAAUCAGCAGGUCAAGGUAAGAAGUUUGAUCCCAAUUGAUCAUUAUCUAUUUAUUUAUUUAUUUAUUUAUUUAUUUAUUUAUCUUUGUUCCGUAAACGCCUUUUUAGUGGUGAAGCGACUAGGGUUCUCUGCUGUUCUUGGUUCGAUUACCCACCAGAGUUUGGGAAAAUGAGCCCGUUCUCCCCCUCCCCCGCCCUCCCUCCAACCGAACGUUUCUCCGGGAGAGAAACAAAGACCGGAGUCGGGAAAGUGGCGCAAAUCGAGGCUGUGCUGAUCCGGAGGGAUUACCCGCCGCCAUUUGGAAAAAUGAGCCCGUUCUCCCGUCCCCUACCCCCUCCAACCGAACGUUUCUCCCGGGGAGAAACAUUAAAGCGGUGGAAAUCGAGGCUGUGCUGAUACGAAGGGCUAUACAGGGGGCAGUAAACUUUUCAAGAUAGGAUAAACCUUAUCAGGUUGGCCGCAAAGGUAGAAGCCAGACUAGACCUUAAUUAUUAGAGGAGCAAACCCUAAGAAAAAAAAUCGUGGGAAGACGGCAUUGCUCCAGCAGUGAAUAAGGAUAUUCAUCAAACAAACUGAUUUAUUCUCCUCUGAUCGUUGAGAUCCCGUACUUGCAUAUACAACGAACAAUAAUUGCAGUAGCGACCACUAGCUUGUUAUCAGGUUAAGACUUUUAGUGUUGGUAUGGAAGGCGUCUUUCAUUGAGGGACAUUGGGAACAACGUAAGUAAUAAUUAGAGACGAGAAAUAUCUGCGCGCAUGGUGAAGCCGUCACCUUACGACUCAUUCUUCACUCCUUUUGUAAAAGCGCUCCACCCACGUUUCUCGUUAUUCCUGAGCCACUUUUGCUAAAGGCUGUUUGUAGCUCGGAACGUUACCCCUAGAACCUUAAACUGACCGGCGUUAGUCCAAUUCGUCUCACUUGCAACACUGUACAACAGUUUCUUUAGAAACUGACCCCAGCUGGCUUAGACACUGCGUAGGGUUUAUUUGUUGAUGAUCUUCUUUCUGUGGUUGUGAUUCAAAUCUUCUUCCAACCAGCUGUUUGCUUGUUCCUUCCCUUAUCAGGCGCUCCUGAGGAACAAAGCAGUGGAAAGAAGCAAAAGAAAAACAAAAAGAAACUUCUUUUUACCACUGGCAGCUUCAUGAAGUAUUCAUAAAACAUAUUAAAUUAGACUCUGAACACCGGUGUAAUGCUAUCCGUGUCAGUAUAGGGUGUUAAUUUUGAACAAUUGCGAGUUCAUAGUCGCCGACUUCGGUGAAAAUUUGUAACACUUUUCUGAAAGGUUUAUCGGAAAUAAAAAUCAUCAUUGAAAUAGUGACGAUGUAUGUUUCCAAAUUCUUGACAACUGUAGACUCCUCGUCCACCAGAUCUUAAAGACCGUACUUUCGUCAAGACGGUUCCAGUUGGGAACCAUGGAAAGUGUUGUGGGUUUUGUUAGGCUAGAAUUCAUUGGCGGUUUUCUGUUGAAAGAGACGUUUACUAUCCGUGCAAGCAUGUCUACUGGGUGUUUGUGGAGUUGUGCGCAUGUGCAACAAACUCGAAAGUCCUUUAUCAUCUGUUGCACGAGGAAAAAACGGUGAUGUUAGACAACCUUACUGUGAGCUGCAUGUAAAAUUCUGUGACGCCCUUUCACUGUGUAUAUAUGUUGGCUGGGAUAUUCUUCUAGGCAUCACACCAAGUCUCGUCGUUAAGAAUUUGUCAACUUAUGAGGAUGGCGCCACUUUCAGUUUGUCUUCUUACGGCGGAGUUUGUGUUGAAUACUUUCAUAGUAC
Molecule: messenger RNA, 20759 nt
Organism: Porites lobata
Lineage: Eukaryota; Metazoa; Cnidaria; Anthozoa; Scleractinia; Poritidae
Source: the annotation of a GenBank genome assembly